Molecule: messenger RNA, 2088 nt
Organism: Clavispora lusitaniae ATCC 42720
Lineage: Eukaryota; Fungi; Ascomycota; Pichiomycetes; Serinales; Metschnikowiaceae
Source: RefSeq, a predicted model, not a curated record
AUGGUUUCGUUUCCUUUCAAGAAAAAGCGCACCCCUGGCGCAGCAGAGGCUGCCAAUCCGCCCAGUUCCGGCCUCCGCGGCGCCGACGCAUCCACUGCCGGCAACGUGGUGAUUCCGCGCAUCAAUACGCUGAUGACAGAGUCAACGUCUGGCUCAACCUCGGCCCCUGUGUCGCCCGUGAGUAAGCGCCUGGCGCUGGACUUGCCGCGCCCGCCGCCCAACUCUGCUGUCCGCCACUCGCGUGUCUUAUCGCUGGCGCUGGUGGGUGCUGGCCUCGACGCCAUUUUCUCCCCACUGCAGUCUUUGCGCCAACGCCAGCGCGACAUCAUCCACGACUUAUCUCCCGAGUUGGUGCCUGUGGUCAAUUUGAUCACCGCCCAGCGCCUCCGUGAAUACAUGGCAGGUACCGUCACUGUCGUUGUGCCGGGCUCUGCCCAAGGCAUCCGUGCAGAUGCUCUGCUUGUGGGCACCGAGCUUCUGCUUACGCCGCCCGGCGGGCGCCCGCGCUACCUAAACGUGCAGGACUGCCUGAUUAUCCCCACUACGGCUCGCCAGGGCCAAUGCGACUUGGUAAUCUUGCAAGACUUUGAGAGCAAGCAGGCGACGCUUCGGUGCGAUGACGAUGCAGAUGCCUUCAUGUGGCUUGCGGCGUUACACUUGGCCAAGUAUGAAACAUCCGCUCUCAACGAAGCAUUUACAGGCGUCAUGUUGUCGCUCAAAGGUCCAGACUUGUCUGACGUUGACACGCUCUUGUCGCCUCGCAAGCGUUUCCCUCGCUUCGAGUGGUGCAACAUGCGUUUGCCGCAGGUAUCUUCUAAGUGGGUCAAGGUAUACGUCGCUGUGACGCCUGGUGACUCGAAGAAAAAGGGCCGUGUCGAGGUCUACACUUCAGACAAGAUGACCAAGCGCCUGUUGGUAUUGUAUGUUAAUGAUGCCGAUGCACUUUACAACGUGUACCCAGAGGACUACAAAAUGAUUGACUUCAACCUGAUCAUGAAACUUGAAGGCGAGGUUUUUGUCAGUAAGCUGCAUGAGCACUUGUUUCAUCACCACGACUCUGGCCCAGACCUGCCCAAAUCUUCCAAGGUCCGCACGCGGGUUGGUCUGCUGUCUUCACUCGCAUCAAUGACCCACAACCCUCCUCCGCCCUUGAGCACUCUUCCAAACAGGUCGCGAAGCAGUUCUGUUAACUCCACGUCCAGUUUCUUUGUGAAUGCUCCAUCGCCAGAUCCAGAGGCAUCUCCUUCGCUCACACCUCGCUCACCUCCAUCUUCUGCCCAUUUUUUCAAAAAGCAAACUGCCAAUAACUUUGUCACUACCAACUACUUAUAUUUGAUGCCUCUUCCGCAUCCAGGUGUGAGUGCUAUUGAAAUCAUGAUCCGCAAUUUUAUCCAUUGGGUGGACACAUUUAAGCUCUACGGCCGGCCCGAACACCUCAGCAGUGACAAGACAGACCCAGAAUCCAUGCUUUUUGGCUUGCCACGCUUGCCCUGCUACGGUUACUUGUCAAUGGAUGAUGCCUACAACGUUGUGGAAGCCAACUUCGAUAGCGCGCGUUACAACUCGUGGGGGCUGCGUGAGUGGAAAAAAUGCUUCAAAGAUCUUAUUCGUUGUAAGCAGAUGGACUCGGAGUACCAAGGCGUGGGCCGCAUUGGUGAUCUCUUCAACUCUGUUGAUGGGGACAGUACUGAAGAAAACAGCUUUGCUGAAGAGUAUCCAUCGCCUCGCAUCACUCUCCCAAAGAUGGCACCGCGUGUCGCUAGCCCCAUUUCUCUGAAGCUUCGGUUCAGUAGCACACGCGACGACACCUUUGAUACAUUGGGUGCGUUAUCUUUCAGCGACCCGGAGAUUGGGCUUAACGACGGCCAGUACUUAGGUAAGCCACUCGACGAUAAGAAUAGCACCCUGCGUCCGCGCCUGAUGGAAUUGCCCCCACCACUGCAGAUGGUCCGUGAUGACACCAUCCACUCGCUUGAACCCAUUCCGGAUAUGCCUACUCCAUUGGAUGAUCCCGCCGGCGUCAACUACUUUGGCUUUGUGGACGAGAAAUUACGAGCAACGCCUGUGGACUCGUUCAGUGUGGGCUGA